Molecule: messenger RNA, 2011 nt
Organism: Doryrhamphus excisus (bluestripe pipefish)
Lineage: Eukaryota; Metazoa; Chordata; Actinopteri; Syngnathiformes; Syngnathidae
Source: RefSeq, a predicted model, not a curated record
ACUAGAGCAAAUGUUGAGCAAAAAUCGAGAAAGAAAUGAAUACCAAUUUUUUUUAUUGGUAAAGUUAGCUUCAAAGUUCUGGCAAAUGGCUCUUGUAGCAAAACCAAAGUUAUUUGUGUCUACUGUCGCUGUGUUUUGACUUAUGACGGAUUACAUGGCCUGCCAUAGACCGGAGCAGUGCAGUGCAACCUUGCUUCCUGUACUUCACCCCACCUCUUGAGGAUGGUUCUGCUUCGACUUUAUUCACCGCUGACUGACCGGAGGAGUCGAUCUUAUCCAGGAGACAACAAAAGCAAAGAAUGGCUGCGCCUCAAAAGGGACAACUGACGGCGUCUGAGAGGAAAAUCUUACAAGUCAUUGAGGCUGGUGAUGUGCAAGAGGCGGCCCUGCUGCUUGCGUGUGAAGAUGUACGAGUCAACUGCUUGGACGAGGAUGGGAUGACUCCACUGAUGCAUGCGGCCUAUAAGGGCAAAGCCGAAAUGUGUCGUCUUCUGCUGCAGCACGGUGCUGAUGUCAACUGCAACCAGCACCAGCAUGGAUACACCGCUCUCAUGUUUGCGGGAUUAUCAGGUAAGACAGACAUCACCUCCAUGAUGCUGGACGCCGGUGCAGACACGGACAUGGUGAACUCUGUGGGUCGCACCGCUGCUCAGAUGGCGGCUUUUGUGGGCCAGCACGACUGCGUGACAGUUAUCAACAAUUUCUUUUCACGGGCAAGACUGGAAUACUACACCAGACCUCAGGGGCUGGAGAGAGAGCCUAAACUGCCUCCGGGGCUGGCAGGACCGCUGCACAAAAUCAUUAUGACAACCAACCUCAAUCCAGUCAAGAUAGUCAUGCUGGUGAGGGAGAACCCCGUCCUGGUGGAUGUUGUUGCCCUGGAGAAGUGUUACCAGGUGAUGGACCUGCUGUGUGAGCAGUGCGUGAAGCAGCAAGACAUGAACGAAGUCUUGGCCAUGAAGAUGCAUUACAUCAGCUGCGUGCUGCAGAAGUGCGUGAGCUUCCUGCAGAAACAAGACGACAAGUUGGAUGCGCUGGUGAAGAGCCUACUGAGGGGGCGAGAUAGCGAUGGCUUCCCACAGUACCAGGAGAAGUUCAUCCGAGACUGCAUCAGGAAGUUCCCGUACUGUGAGACCACACUUCUUCAGGAGCUGGUGAGGACCAUUGCGCCGGUAGAGAUUGGCAACGACCCGACAGCGUUCUCGGUCUUGUCUCAAGCACUGACCGGUCAGAUGGCGUUUGUGGAUGCUGACUACUGCGCCACGUGUGGAGAACGGGGCGCUGACAAGCGGUGCUCCCUCUGUAAGGCUGUGACUUACUGCAGUCUGGCAUGCCAAAAGCUGCACUGGUUCACCCAUAAAAAGAUGUGCAGGGCGAUACAGGAGCAGAACGCAGACCUGGAAAGAGACGCCCCACGACUGAAAGAACUGAAAGAUGACGAGAGCGACCUGGUGAUGGAGACGGCCAACUUUCUGCAGGAGUUGUGUCUGCGGGCCGAGGAGAAGGUGGCUGCUGCCGGGGGCUGCCCUGGAGAGCUGCUGGUCUGCCCGUCAGUGCCCACGGAGGGACCAUCCGGCCCUCAAAACUGAACCAUGUCCCACAAGACAUAAGACACAAACCAUCUACAGUAGGUAUAGAGCUUUUCAGAUAUUGGAACGUCCCCACAGACCAACACAGGCUGCGUCUCAGUCUUUUGAGCGCAUGAGUACGUUCAAACUGAGAAGUUCUGCAAAAUCCGGUACGGUAACCCCUCAUUUAUGGCGGUAAAUUGAUUCCACACCCAACCAUGAUAAGUGAAUAUACACCAAUAAAUGGAAUAUUUUGUAGUUAGAGCUUAGAAAAACUAACAUUAUUAGAGCCCUCUAGACAUAAAAUAACACCCCUAUAUUGACAUUUAAGACUUGUGAUGGUGUGUGUUUCUGUAAAUGUGAACCCCCCUGAUGUUCAGAGGUGAGUUUUAUAAUAUUGUGCCUGUUGUGAGAGCAUUCAAACCUGCAUUAAAAGCCGUUUG